Molecule: messenger RNA, 1142 nt
Organism: Limulus polyphemus (Atlantic horseshoe crab)
Lineage: Eukaryota; Metazoa; Arthropoda; Merostomata; Xiphosura; Limulidae
Exons: 4
Coding region: 185-901 (238 amino acids)
Cellular component (GO): cytoplasm; nucleus
Source: RefSeq, a predicted model, not a curated record
AUCACGAUGUUUGGGAAAAAGCAGAUGGGUGCAGGGUAUUAGUAUUACUUAGUUUUUUUAGAUUAAUACAGUAAUUAUUAAACUACUCAAGAGUUCUGCUUUUCUGAGUUACCUCGUUACCAAGUUUUUACUAGUACUUUGUAGUGAGACCAAUGGUUUAAUAAACAAGUGAAAAAUAGAAGACAUGAGUAACAGUAGUAUUAGUUUUGAUAAUUAUACUGCUGUUACUGUAAGUACGAAACUUAGUACAACUAGUACUAGAACUAAUAGUAGUACUAUUUGUGAAGCAAGAGAAAAGAUUUUAUCACAAUUUCAGAAAUCAUUUAUAGAGAUUGACCAUCAGUGGAAGCUUUGGGAAAAUAGUUUUAAGGAAGCUGAACUCGAUGUUCAUGUAAAGAUACUGUCUAAUUUGAUUGACAAUGCUCAGUCUUGUCAAAAUGCAAAUUUAGGAAGGGCCAACCUUAUUAAACAUUUCCCUGACAUAAGAGAAAAGCUUUUGUUUAAAAUUGAAAGAGAUAUUGAAGAAGAAAAGGAUUUAUUAUCAUCUCUUUUGAAAACUCUCCAAAAUAUUUAUUCAUCAGUAUCCAGUCAAUGUGAUAACAGUUUUAAAAUAUUUGAAAAAUAUAAGCUAGAUUUAUCUAGUGUUGCUGAAACUCAGAAGACGGAAGUGUGGCCAUCUAUAUCACAGAUGUUGCAAUGGUUAAAAGAACUAGAAAAAGCCUUUGAAAAUGAAUGUUUGGUGAGAGAAUUUGUUUUAGAAAAUAUGGACCUGCAUGAACCUAGUACCACUGAAAACCUAAUGAAGAUCUGGUGCGAUUAUUCAAAAUUGAGGAUACUAGUUAACGAUGUGAUGACAUUUGUUAGCUUUUUCAUUCAAGCAGAUCUGACCAAAAUCUCAUAAGAAGACAAAGUACUGAAGGCACCAUGAAUAUUUGUUUUUGGGAAUAAUGGUUUACUAGUUUUAUAGUAGAGAAUUGGGAAGGCUUCAUAAGAAAAAAUGUGCUAGAGAAGUAUGUAUGUGUUAAUUUGCAAAACGAGGUAACUUAUUAAGAACUGUAAAUUAUUACUAAAAACCUUAAUUUGAGUUUUUGUCAUGUGUAUAUCAAAAUUGGAUUAAUAAAGAACACCUUAAGAUAUCUAAA